Cinclus cinclus is the source of this 1957-nucleotide messenger RNA. It is a transcript of the gene ACVR2B, whose product is annotated as activin A receptor type 2B. Gene Ontology annotation, cellular component: activin receptor complex; plasma membrane. NCBI's taxonomy places the organism in Eukaryota, Metazoa, Chordata, Aves, Passeriformes, Cinclidae. The transcript has 11 exons. Bases 419 to 1957 code for a protein of 512 amino acids. Gene Ontology annotation, biological process: activin receptor signaling pathway; cellular response to growth factor stimulus; protein phosphorylation. The record is from RefSeq and is a predicted model, not a curated record. Gene Ontology annotation, molecular function: activin binding; ATP binding; activin receptor activity.
GGAAGAGGAGGAGGGGGAGGGGGAAGAGGAGGAGGAGGGGGAGUCGGUGUGUGGUGCACGCCGCGCUCCCAGCACAAAAGCCCAGGGAAAGAAACUCUUGGAAAGCUGGGAGCGAACGGUGGGGCCGGGCAGGAGCAGGUCGAACCGUCCGGGUCUGUUCGUCUCCACUGGAUAAAUUUUGCAACUGCGAAGGAAUUAAAUCCGAUUUUCUUGUUGUUGUUUUUUGGUUUUUUUUUUUUCUUAUUUUUUUCCCACCCCCUACCCCAGGAUUUUUUUCUUCUAUUUUUUUCUUUUUGAGUGCGAGAGGGAAGGCAGAGCCCCGCUUCUUCCCCCCUCUUUUCACGCGCUCGAUCUUUUUAUUUUUGUUUCCCUUGGGGUAGAGGUGCACGCGAGGGAAAAAAAAAAAAAGUAAAGGACUAUGUUUGCUUCGUGGCUGACUUUCGCCGUGCUCUGGGGAACUUUCUGUGCAGGACCAGGCCAUGGGGAGGCUGAGACAAGGGAGUGCAUCUACUACAAUGCCAACUGGGAGCUGGAGAAGACCAACCAGAGCGGCGUGGAGCGCUGCGAGGGGGAGAAGGACAAGAGGCUCCACUGCUAUGCCUCCUGGAGAAACAACUCGGGCUCCAUCGAGCUGGUGAAGAAAGGCUGCUGGUUAGAUGACUUCAACUGCUAUGACAGGCAGGAGUGUGUGGCCACAGAAGAAAACCCUCAAGUGUUUUUCUGCUGCUGCGAGGGCAAUUAUUGCAAUGAGAAAUUUACCCAUUUGCCUGAAGUCACCGGCCCAGAAGUCAUAUACGAGCCACCACCGCCAACGCCAUCCCUGCUCAACAUCCUGGUGUACUCGCUGCUGCCUAUCGCCGUGCUGUCCAUGGCCAUCCUGCUGGCCUUCUGGAUGUACCGGCACCGCAAGCCUCCCUACGGCCACGUGGACAUCAUCGAGGAUCCUGGCCCACCACCCCCUUCUCCCCUGGUUGGCCUAAAGCCCCUGCAGCUCCUGGAGAUCAAGGCAAGGGGACGCUUUGGCUGUGUGUGGAAGGCUCAGCUGAUGAAUGACUACGUAGCAGUGAAAAUCUUCCCUAUUCAGGAUAAGCAAUCUUGGCAGAGUGAGAGGGAGAUUUUCAACACUCCUGGCAUGAAGCAUGAAAACCUUUUGCAAUUUAUCGCAGCAGAGAAAAGGGGGACAAACCUGGAGACAGAGCUCUGGCUGAUCACAGCUUUCCACGACAAGGGUUCUCUGACAGAUUACCUGAAGGGCAACAUUAUCAGCUGGAAUGAGCUCUGCCAUGUUGCAGAAACAAUGGCCCGUGGCUUGUCCUACCUUCAUGAAGAUGUCCCCUGGUGCAAAGGUGAAGGACACAAACCUGCCAUAGCACACAGGGACUUCAAGAGUAAAAAUGUCUUGCUGAAGAAUGACUUGACAGCUGUGCUAGCUGAUUUUGGACUGGCUGUACGGUUUGAACCUGGGAAACCUCCAGGGGACACUCAUGGACAGGUGGGAACAAGGAGGUACAUGGCUCCUGAAGUGUUGGAGGGAGCAAUCAACUUCCAACGAGACGCCUUCCUGAGAAUAGACAUGUAUGCAAUGGGACUGGUGUUGUGGGAGCUAGUCUCCAGAUGUAGAGCAGUUGAUGGUCCAGUGGAUGAAUACAUGCUGCCUUUUGAAGAAGAAAUAGGUCAGCACCCGUCUCUUGAGGACCUGCAAGAAGUGGUGGUUCACAAGAAGAUGCGCCCUGUCUUCAAGGAUCACUGGCUAAAACAUCCUGGCCUGGCGCAGCUCUGUGUGACCAUCGAAGAGUGCUGGGACCACGACGCCGAGGCGCGGCUCUCGGCGGGCUGCGUCGAGGAGCGCAUCGCGCAGAUCCGCAAAUCCGUCAACGGCACUACCUCGGACUGCCUCGUCUCCAUCGUGACGUCCGUCACCAACGUGGACUUGCCACCCAAAGAGUCUAGUAUCUGA